AGUAAUAAGCUAGACUAUAAAAAACUUAAACUUUUCGAAAUUAUUAAGAAAAUCUUACUAAUUAAUUACGAAUUAAGAUUACUAAAUACGAUACGAUACUAUCCUAUUUUUUAUAUCUUACUACUUAAGCUUAUAUUAAGAGGUUUAUAUAUAGAAAAUUAUAUUAUUAUUAAACUAAACUAA
Molecule: messenger RNA, 183 nt
Organism: Colletotrichum abscissum
Lineage: Eukaryota; Fungi; Ascomycota; Sordariomycetes; Glomerellales; Glomerellaceae
Exons: 1
Source: RefSeq, a predicted model, not a curated record